Messenger RNA from Acanthaster planci (crown-of-thorns starfish), 2420 nucleotides. RefSeq names its product SEC22 homolog B, vesicle trafficking protein (gene/pseudogene) (gene sec22b). Gene Ontology annotation, cellular component: membrane. The record is from RefSeq and is a predicted model, not a curated record. Lineage: Eukaryota; Metazoa; Echinodermata; Asteroidea; Valvatida; Acanthasteridae. Gene Ontology annotation, biological process: endoplasmic reticulum to Golgi vesicle-mediated transport; retrograde vesicle-mediated transport, Golgi to endoplasmic reticulum. Gene Ontology annotation, molecular function: SNAP receptor activity.
GUGCAAUUUACGUUGGCGCUGGCCACGUCGCGCUGGCACUCGUAAUAGUGGCAUCAGUGGCUGUGUACCGAUAAUUUGUGUCCCUUAUUUUCCGCUUUUCUUGCAAUUUCAAGUCCAAAAAAAGCAAUAAAACAAUCGCCAUGGUAUUAGUGACGAUGAUAGCUCGGUUGGCGGACGGCCUACCGCUAGCUGCCUCGAUGCAGGAGGAUGAACAGUCUGGCCGUAGUUUCAUGGAAUAUCAGAACCAGGCCAAGAUGCUCUUCAAAAAACUCAACCAGCAGUCACCAACGAAAUGCAGCAUAGAAAGUGGGCCCAUGGUGUUUCAUUACCUUAUCGAGGUUGGCGUUGUCUACCUGGUGCUGUGUGAGAAGCAGUACGCCAAGCGGUUAGCCUUUGCCUACCUGGAGGAGCUACAGCAGGAAUUCUACUCACAGUACAGUAAGAAGGUUAGCACAGUCACCAGACCGUACUCCUUUAUUGAAUUUGACACAUACAUCCAGAAGCUGAAGAAAUCCUACACAGACACCAGGGCCCGACGGAACAUCAGCCACAUCAACACAGAGCUGCAAGAUGUGCAAAGGAUUAUGGUCCAGAAUAUUGAUGACGUCAUGCAGAGAGGGGUGGCACUGUCAGAUUUGGACAACAAAGCCAGCAACCUGUCCUCGUUGUCCAAGAAGUACAAACAGGACGCCAAGUACCUAAACCUGAGAUCAAGAAAUGCCAAGAUUGCCGCCGUCAUCACGUUACUCGUAGUCUUUCUCAUCUACCUUAGAUACUGGUGGUUUUAGGACUAGGCACCACUCUUUUAAUACAUGUAUAUGUGUGUACAUAUCCGACAAUAAGGGCUCUGUUAACUUGAGGCAGUGGGAAGAAAAAUGGCAUCUGUUUCAAAUAAACCCAUAUGUAUUUGUGGGGCAGAAAUGAUGUCAUAAAGUGUCCUUAAGCAACCACUCAUCAAGGAAGAAGGUACCAUUUCACAAUACAAGUGUGCUGCCCAGUGUUUUAGCUGGAAGAGGUCACUUCUGAGCUUUGCUGACAUCUUUGCAUGUACACAUGUAUAUCCUAAUGUUCACCUGUUCAUCAUUGCUUAAGCAUCCAUUGUCGGGUCUUACAAAUGCAGUGGUUUAUUUGAGCACAGUUCCAAUUUCAAAUCUUGCUCGCCCAAAAAUAGUCAAAAAGUGCAGUCUUUAUGCCAAGUGAAUACCUUCGAGAGCUCAGAUGUUGAAAAUCAUUCCCAAAAUGUGCUGCUGCUGCAAAAAAAACAGCCUCCAGUUGCACAGUGAAAGUCCCGUUGAAAAGAACUGGACCCAGAUAUCAAAACUGUGCCUGCCAAAGCGGAGCCUGGAACUCUCUGAUUCCUACAGUAACUGAAAUUUGGCAAUGUGAAUGAAAAGAUUAGUUUCUUGCAUUUCAAUCCAGAUAGCCUUAUCUCUGUUGGAUUCUGUUGGGUUUGGUUGAAAUCCUAUUAACACAUGCUGCAUGGUUAGGGUCGAGGAACCAGAAACCAGCUUCUGGUUCAAUAGGCUACCGGUAUGGGUUUUGUGGUUCAUAGGGUUCCUUGGGCAGAAUAACUGACAGAAAUUAUAUACGACUACGUUGCUCUUCAGCUUGCAUCAGUGUCUGAAAACAAACUAUUCAUAACGAGGACUUAUACAUCAGUACUGGUGUUCAAGGUGCAGAUCAUUAUCGUUAAUCUAUGUACCACGAUUUUGUUACCCUGUUCAAAACAAAAGUAGAUACUGUCUCUGCGUUAUGGAAUUAAAACUGUUUUGGAGAACUAGCCAUCAGACUUCACGCUAAAUAGCUUAACUAAGCUGUGGAUCACAGAAUUUAUCAUUAACUUUUGUUUUUUCUACUUUUGACAAGGUAUUGGCCAAGUUAUUUUCUCUCAUUUAGAAAUCUCACUCUGAGUUCUGCCGGUUUUGUACAAAAUCUCACAAGUCUCAGACAUCACAAAUUAUUUCAUUCUAAUUAUUUCUUUAUGAAUCUUCAAUUUUUCAUAUUUUGGGUCACUUUGUGUCAGUGCUGCCUAUGAUCAUUGUAUAAUACUAAUUUAACGCAUUAGGUACCACACGUUUUCUGUGUCCUCCAGUGUCAUUGGCAAUGUUCCAGGUGUGAUGGUGGAGUGAGCAGUGUGAAUGGAAACUAAACAUUCCAGGGAGGGGCAUCGUAGUUUGCCCACCACGAUAGUACAGAGCAUGGUUGAAGUUCAUUUAAAUCUUGUCAUUCUCAUCUGGAAAAUCUGCACCCUAUGCAAAACCCAAAGAUUGCUACAGCUCCAAUAUACAACAAAACUGCAGAGUUACAUCACUGUGCUUAGUAACUAAGAACUCUAGUCCUGCAUUGCAUGACUUGUAUGCCGAAUAUUUAUUGCAACUCAGAGAAAAAAAUGGCAUUAAAAGACUCCAUCAUAUUUAACA